Molecule: messenger RNA, 1905 nt
Organism: Pseudoliparis swirei
Lineage: Eukaryota; Metazoa; Chordata; Actinopteri; Perciformes; Liparidae
Gene: rgs18
Product: regulator of G protein signaling 18
Exons: 5
Coding region: 33-743 (236 amino acids)
Source: RefSeq, a predicted model, not a curated record
GCCGGUCGCACACCAGAUACAGACAAACCACCAUGGAGUCACUUCUUUUUCUAUUUCCUCAAUUCAACUACAUGGCCCCAAAGGAGGAAGCGCAUUUCAAAAUGCUUAGUCCAGAAGACUUGCAGGCAGCAAAGAUGAAGGAGGAUACUAGCAGACAGAAAGACAAGGAGAGGAAGAGCCGACUAAGCCUUUUUCUCACCAAGUCAGGCUCUCAUGAAAACGUCAGUCACAAUCAAAAGACAAAUACAGCAUCCACCAACAUCUUACCAGAAGCAGCGCUGCAAUGGAGCGACUCCUUUGAAGAAUUGCUGCAGCACUCAGACGGGGUGGAAAGCUUCUCUCAGUUCCUCAGAACAGAGUUCAGUGAGGAAAACAUUGAGUUCUGGUUGGCCUGUGAAGAAUACAAGACCAUUGAAUCAGACACAAAGCUGCUGUCCAAAGCCAAAUAUAUUUAUACCAUUUAUAUUGAUUCAGAGGCACCUAAAGAGAUCAACAUUGACUACAACACCAAGUCAGCCAUUCAAAAGGUCAUAGCGCAGCCCACAAAGAGCUGUUUCGAAGCAGCCCAGAUGAAAGUCUACAGCCUGAUGAAAAAAGACUCCUACCCCCGGUUCCUCCACUCUGACAUGUAUCUGCGUCUCACCAGGAGGAAAGGCCCAGGGGCCACCAUGUUUCGCAGACGGUCACGCUCCUGUGUGUUCAACGACAGGGGCGAGGCCACAACUGGACCUUCAGCCUGGUAGAGGUCGGCUAACAUUGCAGGCGGUGGUUUGAUGAUUAGCAGCACAACAAGUGCAAUGUGUGGUUUGGAGGCUUAUAAACGACAGGUUGGGCUUCUGCAGUGUGUUAUUUUUUGUAUAACCACUGAAAUAAUGACAGCUUGACAAUGAUUAAUAAUUUAAAGAAUUAGUUCUAGAUUUCAGAAAUAUGCUUAUUUGCUUUCACGCAGAGAGUACAUUGAGAAGCUUGAUACCACUCUCCUACCACACAGAUGUAUCUUCUCAUCAUCUUCUUCUUCUCAUCUUGGCAAGAAAGUGAAAGACGUAUUUCCCAUGAUAUCAAAUGUUAAGUACGAUACUACACAGCUGGAUAACAGCUGACACCAUUCGCCUUUUGACCAAAAGAGUGCAUAUAGAAAUAUAACGAGGCCACUACGUCAGAGCCGCGUGGUUAUCUGAACAUAAUGGACACCCCUCUGGCCAAUCAGAACUAAGUAUUCUCUGUGGCCAUAACAGAUUAUUCACUUUGCACAUGUGGAUCAAUUUAACCAUUCUCCUUCUCUGAGGCACUGCACUGCCUGUGGAUUGAAUCGUUAUUGAUGAGUUUCAGAUUUCUUCGAAUAAUGUAAAACUUGAAUGUCAAUAGGAAGGUUAGGGACAGAAUAUGAGCUGAAGUGCCUUCGUACUACUAACAGUAUCCAUCCAGCUGUACAGGCAGCCACUCUGAGGCCACUCUCCUAACUUCAGACUCAUUCUACUUAAAUUGCUUUGUCUUCCAGUCCAGCAAUAGCACCUUAUACAACCUUAAUACAGUUGAUAUGGCAUACAAUCUAAUUUGACAGUAUUUCAUGAAAAUGGACUCAUGAUUGACGCAUUGUCCAACCCACUCCAGGCCAACUUGCAGAGAAAGCCUGCUGCUGCCGUGGUGACUGCAAAGCACAGCAACUUUUGAAUGAGGGAUAUAUAUCUCUCAUUUCUGUUUCUGAAUUUAAAUGGAUCCCAUUUUCACACACAGAUUAAUGCAUUUAUCUUAUUUGAAUACUAAUAUGACAUUCUAAUAAUUAUAAUUGCUGUUUUUCCUUUUUUCUUUCAUCUAAUAUAAUGUAUGUAUUACCAUGCUCAGAUGAGUUGCCUUGCUGUUGUAAGAUGUACAUACUAAACUCAAAUAAACACUUUCUUAAUAAGC